Messenger RNA from Cladophialophora yegresii CBS 114405, 3045 nucleotides. RefSeq lists its product as uncharacterized. The record is from RefSeq and is a predicted model, not a curated record. The coding region runs from base 1 to 3045 and encodes 1014 amino acids. Gene Ontology annotation, biological process: autophagy of mitochondrion; protein localization to phagophore assembly site. Gene Ontology annotation, cellular component: autophagosome; phagophore assembly site. Lineage: Eukaryota; Fungi; Ascomycota; Eurotiomycetes; Chaetothyriales; Herpotrichiellaceae. The transcript has a single exon.
AUGGCUUCGAAUUUCAUGUCUCGCCUCAUGAGCUCUAAUAAUCCCUCCGCCUCCAUCUAUGAAACGUUGCGGGAACAAGACGAGGACUCAGAGGGCUUGGACGUUGAGGAGACAGCAGCCAUGGCCCCAGAUGGUGGCAAUCGAAGGGACAGCUUCACCGACCGAGCCUCAGACGACUUCAGAGCGCAGCCUCAUCGAAGAGACGACCUACCACCGAGUCAGCUUGGCACACGGGGUCCGGGCCAUAGCCAGAUCCCUCGAAAAGACAAGAGCAGGAUGCAGAACAGGUCACGGCGGCCUGGCAGACACAGCAAGCUGUUGGACGUGGAAGAGGCAGAUGACGAUGUGCCGGCGUCGUUACUCAUCGACCACAACGCUCAGGACAUUGACCCAGACUCCAUCACCCUGCCUCCACCACCCAGCUCGAUGCCUGAUGGUCUUCCACAACGAGACGAUGCAGGACCCUCAACUAUGGCUCGGGGUUCUAACGCGAGACGCCGGCCUGGUCCCCAGCCGAGCAGCCAGAACCCUUCGAGAGCACAGCCGGUCAAUGGAAUUGUGGGCGGCAAUCUUGCGAGCGCGGACCCCAAGGAGAAAGCCAUGUUCCGCUGGGUCAACGUGACGGACCUGGACAACUUCCUGCUCGAAGUGUAUACCUACUACCUCCACCACGGAUUCUGGUCCACCCUUCUCAUGCGAUUCUUCAAUCUUCUUAAUGUUGCCUUCGUUGUGGGCUUCUCUGUUUUUUUGACCCAAUGCAUCGACUACCGGGAAAUACGAGGGAGCACCAAAAUGUCCGAGAUCCUUGUCCCGCAGUGUACAAGAAGGAUGGGAUUCAUCCCGAAUGCAUUGCUCUGGUGUACCACGUUUGUGUGGCUUUGGAAAGGCGUUCUGUACCUUUUCGACAUCCCCCGUUUGUACCACAUGCACGAUUUCUACUUCUACCUCCUCGAUAUUCCGGAGCAAGAGAUCCAGUCCAUCUCGUGGCAAGAGGUCGUCAGCCGACUCAUGGCGCUACGUGAUUCCAACCCGACCAUCACAUCCAAGUCGACGCGGCCCGGCGCCUUCGUCAAGACCCAGGACAAGCAGCGCAUGGACGCCCACGACAUCGCCAACAGGCUCAUGCGCCGACAGAACUACAUGAUCGCCAUGAUCAACAAGGACAUCCUGGACCUGACGCUACCGGUGCCGUACUUGCGUCACCGCAAACUCUUCACCCGCACCCUGGAAUGGAACAUCGAUCUCUGCAUCAUGGACUUUGUCUUCAACCGGAAAGGCCAAGUCCGGCCCCUCUUCCUGAAGGAUACGCAUCGCAAAGACUUGGCCAAUGCCCUACGGUCGCGCUUCAUUAUUGCCGGCAUCACGAGCCUGGCCUUUGCACCUUUCCUCGCCACCUUUUUCGUGCUCCGGCAUUUCUUCCAGAACUUCAACGACUACCAGAAGAACCCGGCCCAGAUCGGCAUGAGGGACUACACGCCCUUUGCGCAGUGGAAAUUUCGCGAGUUCAACGAGUUGCAUCACCUGUUCCGCCGGCGGAUCAACAUGUCGUACCCCUUUGCGGACCGGUACAUCAACCAGUUUCCCAAGGACAAAACCGUCCAGAUUGCGCGGUUUGUCAGUCUAAUAUCUGGGGCCGUCGUCUCGGUGCUCGGUCUGGCCACAAUUCUAGAUCAGGACAAUUUUCUGAACUUCGAGGUCACGCCCGGCCGCACGACCAUCUUCUACAUUGGCAUCUUUGGCUCGAUCUGGGCGGUGGCGCGCGGUCUGUUGCCCGAAGACAAUAUGGUUUACGACACGGCCUUCUCCGUCCAAGAAGUCAUCCAGUUCACCCACUACGAGCCGAAUCACUGGGCCAAUCGCCUACAUACCGUUGAGGUCAAGGAGGAAUUCUCCCAGCUCUACCAGAUGAAGGUGAUGAUCUUCCUGGAGGAGGUGCUGAGCAUCUUCUUCACGCCUUUUGUGCUCUGGUUCUCUCUGCCUCGGUGCAGUGAGCGCAUCAUUGAUUUCUUCCGCGAGUUCACCGUACAUGUCGAUGGGAUUGGCUAUGUUUGCACGUUCGCCGAGUUCAGCUUCAUGGGUCAGGCCAUCAGACCAGCUCCUAAGGAGAGAGGGGCCGUGAAUGCUGAUGGCACGGUUGCUGCUGCCACGGCGAAUAAUGCCAACGCCAACGCCAACGCCAAUUCGAAGACCAAUCCUACAAACACGAAUCUAAGGGACGAUUAUUUCGCUUCCAAGGACAACAAACUCGAGCACAGCUACUGGGGCUUUAUGAACGACUACGCUCGCAAUCCCAAGACAGACAUCCACUUCCCGUACAACAGCUCUCGCCGGCGCUUCAACUUCCCGCCUCCAGUCCCUGGACUCCCGUCACCGUCCUUCCCACCUCAUGCAGAGCACACAGGGCAACAACCGCAGCUGCUCCGCCACGGCAGUUCAGGUCCUCUCAUGGGUUCAUUGGCCUCUCCGCCUCCUCAACGUGGGACUUUCGGCACCCCGAGAUUUAACGCUCUGGCUCAGAACCACGGCGCGAGUCAAGGCCACGGAGCACCAUCACCGCUCCAGUCUCUGCUUCUUGACCCGCAUCACCAGCCAUCAGCAAGUGGCUUUGGGCCAACGUCGCCUCAAGCGCUAAGGCCCCGUGGUGUCGGUGUCGGUGUUGGCAGCUUACUCGCCAAACCUCCCCGUCGCACUACUGUACCCGCCGACCGUGCCCGCGAACUCCACCCCGACGACGUCGCGGAAGAGGAAGACCAGCCUCCAAAGGAUUUGCAGGCACGGGCGACGUCAAUUGUAGACCGUCCUAUUUCAGCCACACAAGCGCAAAGGUCUUCUUCGGCUCCCCACUCCCAUUCCCAGUCGGGUGAACUGGGAUCCUGGAACUACGAGGUCGAUUCCUCCUCCGGUGCGGACAGCGAGGAAGAAAACGAACGGGACGUACGCGCCGUGAUGGCGCCGAUGGGGCCCUUGGGUCUGAUCAGGCAGUUUCAGAAGGCGCAGGCUCAGGAGAGGAACGGCGGGCUGGGCAGGAUUGGCGGCGAGGUAUAA